CGUGUCCCUCCGCGCGCCGCCCCCGGCGCCGCUCCCGGCGCCUUUAACGCCCUUCCCGCCGCUCUUUCCCGGUGUCCCGGCGGCGGGGGACACGGAGCGAGCCGCGGCUGCGCCCGGGACGAGCUUUGUGUUGUUCUUGGAAAGUUUCGCACCACUUGUGAAUUCCCUGAACCUUGGCCUUGCCGGCCCCCUUGUGUUGGGCCCUCCUCCCUUUCAGCUUGCCCAAAUUAAGACCCACUUGGCUCUGCAGUCGUGGUCCUCGGUGUCCGGCGGCGGCGCGGCCCCUGCCCACGCUGGGUUCCGCCAGGCAUUGCCCAAAGACGCAAUGUUUAGCCCCAGAGGAACCUUGCCCCCCCGGCCCAGGGGACCCAACCCCUCGGGCAGCAAGCCUCCGGGAUCCUUCGGGGGAGGAGGGGCGGCGGGGCCGCAGAGGAAACCGGCGCCGGGAGCCCCCCAGGCAGCGCCCCAGAGACCCCCGGGCCAGGACUCGCUGCAGUGGACGGGCUCCCAGAGGAUCAACGUGCGGGUCACGCUGCACAGGGCGGAUCCCAGGAAGGUCAAGGAGAAGAACAGCCUGCACCAGGAGCAGAAGGGAGACCCUCGCCCCAACCGCUGGGACAGCGGCCCGUGCCCGGCCGGGACGGCCGCACCAAAGCCGCCCGCGCCGGUGCCGGUGCUGGAGCAGAACUCGAGCGCCCAGAACCGCUACACGCCCGAGAGCGCCUCCAGCAUUUUAGCGAGCUUCGGGCUGUCCAACGAGGACCUGGAGGAGCUCAGCCGCUACCCCGACGACCAGCUGACCCCGGAGAACAUGCCGCGGAUCCUGCGCGAGAUCCGCAUCCGCAAGAUGGGCCAGCCCGUGCCCGGCCUGCGCGCCCCGGCCCGCGGGGACGAGCGGGGGGCCGAGCCGGGCGGCGCGGCCGUCAAGGGCAAGGUCAUCGACUACGGGCACGCCAGCAAGUACGGCUACACCGAGGACCCGCUGGAGGUGUGCCCCUACGGCCCCGAGGGGCUCCCGGAGCCGGCCCUGGAGGCCUGCGCGUACAACGCCGAGGGCCCGGGCGCGGACGGCAGGGAGGACGUGCCGCGGGAGCAGAGCGUGCCGGUGCCCGUCCCGCCGCCCGCCGUGCCCUGCAACCCCGUCUUCCCGGCCGACGACCUGAUGAAGCUGCCCGGCUUCCAGGGCGACUCCUCCGGCGCCCCGCCGUUCUUCCCGGCCGAGCCCCCGGCCAAGGUGUCGGGGCUGUGCCCGGCGCCCGCCGCGCUGCCCGUGGUGACGCCCGUGUCGCAGGCGCCGAUGCCGCCGGUGCUGCCGCCCAUGAUGCCGGCCCUGCUGCCCACGCCGCUGGCGCAGCCCCUGCUGCCGCCCGUGAUGCCGCCGCUGGUGCAGCCGCCCGUGUCCCAGCACGUCCUGCCGCCCAUGACGCCGCCGCCCUUCUCCGCCGGGCUCCUGGCCGCCAUCAGCCAGCACGAGCAGAAGCAGCGCGACUCCGGCAGCGGCUCCGGCGCCUCCGGGAGGUCCGGAGGGGGCCACAAAGGCUUCCACUCCGAGGGGCCCAUCAAGUCCCCGUUCGGGGUGGUGAAGGCGUCCUGGCUGCCCGUGUUCUCCGACUCCCAGAAGAGCAAGCGCCUGCCCACCCCGUCCAUGAUGAACGACUACUAUGCGACGUCGCCGCGAAUAUUCCCACAUUUGUGUUCUCUGUGUAACCUUGAAUGCACUCAGAUGAAGGACUGGAUCCUGCACCAGAACAACCCUUCCCACAUCGAGAGCUGCCGCAAGCUCCGCCAGCAGUACCCGGAAUGGAACCCCGAGGCUCACUCCUCCAGCAGGACUGCUGGGGACAGGAAGGAGAACCAGACCCCGAAGCACCGCUCCAGCUCGUCCAGCCCCAGCCGGCGGCGGUACCGCCCGGGGGGCUCCGGGUACCCCCUGCGGCGCUUCCGCUCCCGCUCCCGCAGCCCCGGGCGCUUCCGCCGGCCCCGCAGCCGCAGCCCCCCCCGGUACCUGCGCCGGCCCAGCCCCCGGCACCGCUCCCGCUCCCCCCAGCGCUCCCGGGGCUCCCUGAGGCCCGGCUCCCGCUCCCACCGCUCCUCCAGCUCCGAGCGCUCCUCCCGCAGGUCCAGCCGCUCCGAAGACAGAAAGGCAGCACUCGAGGCCGUCAUGAAAACCCUGGGGCCGGAGUUCCUGGCAGAGUUCAAGAAGCACAAAUCACUUCAGGCAGCUGUGCAGGGAUCCUUGGGAUCGGGAAGAUCCUCGUCCACUCAUGGCCCCCCGGGGAAGGUGUCUGGGAGUGUGAAGAAGCCACUGAAGACAAGUGCUGCUCCAAAGGCUCCCAAGAAGGACGGGUCUGCCGCGCCCGGGCCGAGCUCUGCCUCGGCCAAAACGGAGGAAUCAGCCCAAAACAAGGAGGGGGAAGAGGAUGAGGAAGAUGAAUCCGCAGGGAGCAGCAAACCUCAGUCUGCUUCUUACAACAGGCUGCUGAGGGAGGACCUGCUGAGCUGCGGGACCGUCCUGCAGAUCUCGGACCUGCCCGACGACGGAUUUUCGGAUCAGGACAUCAAAAAGCUGGUGCAGCCCUUCGGCAAAGUGAGCGACCUGAUCGUGCUGCGCUCCAGGAACGAGGCCUACCUGGAGAUGAACUACAAGGAGGCCGUGAUCGCCGCCGUCAAGUUCGGGGAGACGCAGCCGGUGCUGCUCAACGGGAAGCGCAUCCGGAUCAGCGUGGCCGAGAAACCCCGGGCACCCCCCGGCCAGGUCAAAAAGACCAUUAAAAAACGAGUUCUGACUGUUAAAAAAACUUCAGCAAGUACCAAAAAAGUUCCGACCACCAGCACCAAGACCCCCAAACCCCCGACAGGUAAAAAGGAAAAGCUCAAGAAAUCAGCAGUGCCAGGGGAACGAAAGGUGAAGAAAACUCCAAGUGCUGCAGAACCAGCUGAGGAUGGAGAUCCUGAGCCCUCGGCAGAGCCCGGGGUGGGAGCUGAGGGAGCGGAGCCGUCGGAUCCAAAGAGUGCCACGGAAGAGGAUGGAAUCCCAGAGCCUGCAGUGCCCAUGGAGAGCCAGCCCAGUCCCUCACCUGUGCCAGAGCCUCCAGGCACGGGCACGCCGGGCGAGGAAUCCACAGAUCCAGCCGGGAAGGACCUCGAGGACCUGUGUGUGGUCCUGGUUUCCAACCUGCCCGACAAGGGAUAUUCCGUGGAGGAAGUUUCCAACCUGGCAAAGCCCUUUGGAGGCCUGAAGGAUAUGCUGAUUCUGUCCUCUCACAAGAAGGCAUAUCUGGAAAUCAACAGGAAAGCUGCAGAUUCCAUGGUGAAAUUCUACACCUGCUUCCCCAUGUCCCUGGAUGGAAAGCAGCUCUCCAUCAGCAUGGUGCCUCAGUACCAGACUGUCAGGGAUGAAGAAGCCAUAUUUACUGCCCUGAUUAAAGAUUCUGACCCUCAGGUGAACACUGAAUCCAUCCAUAACCAGUUUGUGCACCUGGGGAAUUUGCCAGAUGAUGGAUACAGGGAGCUGGAAGUGGUUUGUGUGGGGCUUCGCUUCGGGAAGGUCGACCAUUAUGUUGUGCUGAAGAACAAAAACAAGGCCAUCCUGCAGCUGGACACCCCCAGGUCAGCCCGCUCCAUGCACAGCUUCCUGCAGCAGUACCCCUACAGCAUGGGGGAGCACACCCUCAGCUGCUCCCUGUCCCCACGGGGGGACCCUGCCCAGGCCGAAGCUGGGAAGAGAGACCCGAAGAGAGAGGAAGGGAGCAGAGCAAGCGCUGGCUCGAAAAAAUCUCCCGAGGGAUCAGGAGUGGUGCCAAGAGCAGCUGCUGAUCCGCCAGGAGAGCCCAGGGGGGCAAAGAGAGGAGCCACUCCCGCCUCCAGUGGCACGGAGGAGAUCCCAGCGGGACAGACGGAGCCCCCCGAGCCCCAGCCGGGAGGAGCAGCGAGGGAGUCACCUGGGAGCCUGGCCCGGGCGGCUGUGGAGGACGUGGAUACUGGGAUUGGUGUUCCCGUGAAACCUGCUGGCACCAAAACACCUGGAGAGAGGUCGGAGGAGAAGCCGCUGCCGCCUUCCAGUGCGGGGACGGAAGAGGCUCCUAAAGGUCCUCCUGAACCAAAGCUGCUGGAGAAGGGAAGCAAGGAGGGGGAUGAAGAGUCGUCUGCCCCUGCCAUGGAAGCACUGGGAUCGUCCAGCAGGGCUGAGGGGGAUCCAGCAGGGCGUGGGGUGAUCCCAGCAGCCGGGGAGGCAGCGGGGGCCAGCCCUGGAGCAGUGUCCCCCAGGGAUGAGGGGGCUCCCAUGGACACAGUGUCACCUGCUGUCACCCAGCCAGCCAACGAGCUGGCUGCUCCUGGGAAGAGCCCUGUUCCUGAGGCUGGGAAAAGCAACCCUGAAACGUCUGGAGCUCCGGUGGCCGAGAGGAGACCUGUCCCUAAAACCAGGGAGGCCCCAGGGAAGAGACUGGAUGUGGCUGGAGCAGAGGAGGGUGUGCUCAAAGCUGGACACGCUGCGGAGGAGAACCCCGGGAAGCUCUUGGGCAAGGCUGGGGCAGAGCUGGAGAAGCAGCUUGGAAAAGCAGCAGCCAAGGCUGGGGCUGCUCUGGAAGAUGCUCCGAGUGCCGUCGGUGGGAGCAACGCGGGAAGUUCGGUCAAAAGCCACCAAAACAAAGGGACGGGAGCGGCAAACCCCGACAGAAGCCACCCGGGAGCUCCACUGAACCCCUUUUUGUCCCUCAAGGAGCCCGCUGUGGGUAAAACCCUCCUGAGGGCAGUGGUGUCUAUCCCGGAUAUCUUCAAGGCCAGGGCCCCAGCGAAGAGCAGCGAGCCCUCCCCGGGCAAAGGGGGGGAGCAGAACCCCCCCAGAGCCGAGGGCCAGGCAGGGGGGGACAAGAAAACCCCCUCCAAAGCAGCCCAGCCCGCAGCAGGGAGCGCCCAGGGGAGAGGGAGCGGCAGCUCCGGAGUGGAUGGACAGGGAGGCAGUGGGAGGAGCUCAUCCCAGCAGGAGAAGGACUCCCAGGUGGAAUCUAGGGCUGGUUCAAAACAGAGCCAAGAGGGAGAGAGUGGAACCCCCGGCACGGAGGAGGACCCCGGCAGCACUCAGGGUCCUGGUGGGGACAGGACCAGUGGCGCUGGCAGCAGUGGGAAGCAGAAGGAGGAAGAAGAGCUGUUCCCGUUUAACCUGGACGAGUUUGUCACCGUGGACGAGGUGAUGGAGGAGGUGGAGUCUCCGGUCGUGCCGCGGCGAAACCCCCCCAGGGGCAAGAGGAAAGAGGGGGCCAAGCCCAGCCCGUCGGAGCCCGCGUCCAAGAGGAGGAAAGGGAAGAGCUCCGGGGCCAAGGGGGAGCCGUCCUUCGUCACCCUGGACGAGAUCGGGGAGGAGGAGGACGCGCCCGCCCCGCCGGGGGACCCCCAGGGGCUGCUGGUGGUGGACGAGGUGCUGGAGGAGGAGGAGCUGUCGGAGGCGGUGAAGGACCCGCAGGCCCUGCUCACCCUGGACGAGAUCUCGGAGCAGGAGGAGCCGGGGGCCCACAGGGACCUCCCCCAGCCCGCGUUCAAGGAGCGGGACCUGAAGGCCGAGCCCCUGGUGACGGUGGAUGAGAUCGGGGAGGUGGAGGAGCUGCCCCUGAACGAGCCCGCCGAGCUGGGCGGCGAGGAGGGCAAGGGCGGCGCCGCCGACUUCGCGUCCUCGCAGGUGCCCGACGACCCCACGGCCCUGGUGACCGUGGAUGAGAUCCAGGAGGACAACGAGGACAACCCCCUGGUGACCCUGGACGAGGUGAACGAGGAGGAGGACGAUUUCCUGGCGGAUUUCAACCACCUCAAAGAGGAGCUGAACUUCGUCACGGUCGACGAAGUCGGGGACGAGGAGGAGGAGGAGGAAAACGCUUCCCCGGGGAAGAGUGCACACAAGGAGGAGGAUGAGGAAGACAUCGUUGCUGUGGCAGGACCAGAAGAAGAGGAAAUCGCUGCCAGUGCAGGACCAGAGGAGGAGGACAUUGUUGCUGUUGCAGGACCAGAAGAAAUAGGAAUUUUGGGGGAUCCGAAUCCAGAAGAGGAAAUCUCUGCAGUCUCCAAGCCAAAAGCAGCUCAGCUGGGAUCAGGAGGGGCAGAACCAGAGCCCAAGCAGAAGAAAGCGACUGUUCUGGGUGUCCCCAAGUUGCAGAGCACUCCCAAAGGGAAACCCAGAGGAACCACCCCAAACUCUCCAGGCUUUCCUGGUAGGAAGGACUUUCCUGUCUGUUUAAAACUCCUUCCGUGUCCUACAGCCACACUGAGCCUCGAAGUCAGGGCCCAGAAUCCAUGAUUUUUGUCCUUUGCUCCUCCAAAUCCGUGUUUAACCAGUUGAAAGCUCAACAGGGAAAGUACUUUUUUCCUAAAAUUUACAAAUACAGGCAAA
Messenger RNA from Pipra filicauda (Wire-tailed manakin), 6379 nucleotides. RefSeq names its product zinc finger protein 638 (gene ZNF638). The coding region runs from base 326 to 6286 and encodes 1986 amino acids. The record is from RefSeq and is a predicted model, not a curated record. Gene Ontology annotation, biological process: regulation of RNA splicing; RNA splicing. Gene Ontology annotation, cellular component: nucleus. The transcript has 23 exons. NCBI's taxonomy places the organism in Eukaryota, Metazoa, Chordata, Aves, Passeriformes, Pipridae. Gene Ontology annotation, molecular function: mRNA binding.